AUGCUUGUUGAACUGGACGGCGAUCGCGUUGUCCUGGCCAACUCCGAGGGCCAGAUAUACGCCCUUGCGGAACUAUGCACUCACGCAGAGUGCCCCCUCUCCGAGGGCGAGUUGGACGGCGAGGAGUUGGUGUGCCCGUGCCCCGGGAGUCGCUUCAACGUGAAGACCGGCGAGGUGAUCAGUCUGCCCGCCAACGAGCCCCUUGCAACAUACAACGUCAGCAUUGACGGCUCCGACGUCCUGAUUGCGCCGGCCGGCUAG
This is a messenger RNA of Geodia barretti, 261 nucleotides long. Lineage: Eukaryota; Metazoa; Porifera; Demospongiae; Tetractinellida; Geodiidae. The record is from the annotation of a GenBank genome assembly.